CAACCAAGCAUUUGAGAGAAAUUCAGGCAUGGAGGAUGAGUGCAUUGAAUUUUGAUUUAUUAUAUUCCAUUCAAUUCAAUCUGGUGUAACAGAACGCAACGCUAGAGAAAGAGGAUGGAAGCAUCGUCAAGCGGAGAAGGAUCUCAGCGUGACGAAGAGAAAGGGAUGUUUCAAUACUUUGGUUGGGUUUAUCAUAUUGGCGUCAAUUCCGUAGGUCGCGAGUAUUGCCACCUACGAUUCCUUUUGGUCAGGGGCAAGUGCGUUGCCAUGUACAAGCGUGACCCUCACCAGAAUCCUGGCAUUAAACCCAUUAGACAGGGAGUCAUGGGUGCCACACUAGUGGUGGAGGAGCUAGGACGUCGAAAGGUCAAUAAUGGGGAACUUUAUGUAAUACAAUUCUGUAGUCGAUUAGAUGAGAGCAGAAAAGGAGAAAUUGCUUGUGCCACAAUAGAAGAAGCCCAAAGAUGGAUGGAAGCCUUUAAUCAUGCCAAGCAACAGGCUGAGCAUGAGUUGUCAACAGAAAGUAGUGCCAGAGAUAAAUUAAUACAAGAAAUGGAGAUCAAUUUACAAGGCAAUCGACAUAAAAUGAAACGGUAUGCCUCUGGGUUAAGGAAGCUUAAAAAAAUUGGCCAAGGCCCAGAGACACUUUUACGUCUAUCAUCAAAGAUUUUUGGUAGUUCAGAUGGGUUUGAAGACAACAAUGGAGAUGCAUUUGAAGCCCAUCAAUGGAAAUGUGCUCGUACCAUGUCCGGCAUUAGAAUCUUUGAGGAUGUUUGUAGUCAUAAGAAUGGUAAGGGUGUCCUCGUUAAGUCCGUUGGUGUUAUUGAUGCAACUGCAGAUAGUGUUUUUGAAGUGUUUUUAAACACUGAACGACAAAAAAGAUAUGAGUGGGAUAUGUUGAUGGGUGACUUGGAGUUGGUAGAAACUUAUGAUGGACAUUAUGAUGUUAUUUAUGGAACAUACGAUCCUAAGUAUCUAACUCGGUGGCAUUCAAAGCGAGAUUUUGUCUUCUCUAGGCAAUGGUUUCGAGCACAAGAUGGAACAUACACUAUUUUGCAAUUCCCAUCAAUACAUAAGAAAAAGCCUCCAAGAUCCGGAUAUCGACGUACAAAAAUCAAUCCAUCUACAUGGGAAAUAAGAAAUUUGAACACGCCAAUGGGAUCAAAUAGACCAAGAUGUUUAGUGACCCAUACUUUAGAGAUACACUCUCAAUCAUGGUAUCGAUGGAAGAACAACCAACAAUGCACAAAAUUUGAGAAGAGCAUCCCUUAUGCAUUGUUGUGCCAAGUGGCAGGUCUAAAGGAAUAUAUUGUAGCCAAUCCGGCACUCCUCCAACAAUAUGCAACUACUAUCCAUUCCCAAAUCUCCAAUGCUUCUAUGCCCAACCCUGAAUUUGUAGAUGCAGAAAUCCAAGAUGAGUUUUAUGAUGCAAUUUCUGCUGAGUCAUUAUCAUCUGAUGAAGAAAGUGAAGAGGAUAAGGAACUAGAUCAGGGGCAUAAAGUCAAACUAAAGAAUGUUUCUUGGGCCAUGACAACAUUAGCUUUGAAGCGAACUACAGGUCUAAGCAAAGAAUUAGACCCCGAUGCAAGUUCUAUUACAAUUGAUGUGAGUGGCAAGUUCGGCUCUUUGUGCAAAGGUGUUGAUGAGAAUGACACAAAUUGUUGGACUUCUCCUAGUGGUGAAGGAUUUAUGAUUAGAGGAAAGAACUAUCUAAAAGAUAAUUCUAAGGUAAUUGGAGGUGACCCUCUUCUCAAGCUCAUAGCAGUUGAUUGGUUAAAAGUCGACAAAUCUAUAGACAGAAUUGCACUACACCAUAGAAGUUUGGUUCAGUCCGAAGCAGGGAAAAAUCUCCCAUUUGUCUUCGUACUCAAUCUACAGGUUCCAGCUAAACCAAACUACAGCUUGGUCCUAUAUUAUGCAUCUGACAGACCUGUAAAUAAAGAUUCUUUAUUGGCUAAGUUUUUGGAUGGAAAUGACAUGUUUCGGGACUCAAGAUUCAAAUUAAUUCCAAGCAUAGUUGAGGGAUAUUGGAUGGUCAAGCGAGCUGUAGGAACAAAAGCUUGCCUACUAGGGAAAGCUGUCACUUGUAAAUACUUUAAACAAGAUAAUUUUUUUGAGAUAGAUGUAGAUAUUGGAUCAUCCUCUGUAGCUAGGAGUGUCAUUGGCCUUGUUCUAGGAUAUGUCACAAGCCUAGUUGUUGACCUUGCAAUUUUGAUAGAGGCAAAAGAAGAAGGAGAGCUGCCAGAGUACUUACUUGGAACUGUCAGAUUAAACCGCUUAAAACUUGAAUCUGCUGUACCACUGGAGGCUUGAGGUGUCUAGUCACAAAGUAUUAAAUAAUUUGGUUCUUAUCUUUUAUUUGGCUCAAAUGUUUAUAGUUACA
This is a messenger RNA of Glycine soja, 2383 nucleotides long. Its product is annotated as protein ENHANCED DISEASE RESISTANCE 2-like. The transcript is spliced from 22 exons. Gene Ontology annotation, molecular function: lipid binding. The record is from RefSeq and is a predicted model, not a curated record. NCBI's taxonomy places the organism in Eukaryota, Viridiplantae, Streptophyta, Magnoliopsida, Fabales, Fabaceae. The coding region runs from base 115 to 2313 and encodes 732 amino acids.